Molecule: messenger RNA, 1209 nt
Organism: Aspergillus bombycis
Lineage: Eukaryota; Fungi; Ascomycota; Eurotiomycetes; Eurotiales; Aspergillaceae
Product: RNA 3'-terminal phosphate cyclase-like protein
Exons: 1
Coding region: 1-1209 (402 amino acids)
Biological process (GO): endonucleolytic cleavage of tricistronic rRNA transcript (SSU-rRNA, 5.8S rRNA, LSU-rRNA); ribosome biogenesis
Cellular component (GO): nucleolus
Molecular function (GO): RNA endonuclease activity
Source: RefSeq, a predicted model, not a curated record
AUGGCAACUUCACAACCCCCUCUCCGCUUUACCGGCCAUAAGAACUUUGUGUAUCGUUUGGUUUUUGCAACCUUGACUGGCCGUACGGUGCAUAUCUCUCAGAUCCGCCCUUCAUCUCCUACCAACCCUGGUCUUACUCCGCAUGAAAUUUCCUUUCUUCGUCUCCUAGAGGCUGUCACCAAUGGUUCCCAACUUGAAAUUUCUUAUACAGGAACAAUUGUGGUUUACAAACCUGGUCUUAUUACUGGAAGCAGUGCAGGAGCAGGCAGUGGUGGUGUGAUCAAACAUGAGCUCCCAGCAGGUUGUAAUCGUGGUGUGAGCUACUACCUUUUGCCUCUUUGCCUUUUGGCCCCGUUCUCCAAGGCUCCUAUAAAGGUGCUCUUUACCGGCCCUGGUGUGAUCACGUCAUCUACGCCAACCGGUGAUAUGUCCGUGGACAGCGUGCGAACCGCGAUCUUGCCGCUCUACAAUCAAUUCGGUAUAUUCAAUAACAUCGAACUUCGCAUCCUACGAAGAUCUAACCCUGGACAUAACGGCCGAGGAGGUGGUGGAGAAGUUCAGCUGGUCUUCGGCCACCAAGUGCGUCUCCCGAAAACUCUUCAUAUGAUGAACCCAGGUAAAAUAAAGAAGAUUCGCGGUGUAGCCUAUGCCGUCGGUGUCUCAGCUUCCAACAACGCAAGAAUGAUCACAACCGCUCGUGGUGUUCUCAACCCACUUGUACCGGAUACUUACGUUUUCUCUGAUGUGUCUUCCGCCCCGCUGGUUCCUGCCCCAGACAAGAGCAAUCCUUCGGCUAAGAAGAAGAUCGGUCUUGGAUUCGGUUUGUCGCUUGUUGCGGAGUCCUCAACUGGUUGCCUCUUUUCCGCGGAUGUGGCAUCCCCGCCUUCAGGUGGCCAGGCUCCCGAGGAUAUUGGAAAGCAGUGCGCUUAUCAGCUGCUUGAAACUAUCUCGAAAGGCGGUUGUGUUGCCCCCGCUGCAGCAGCGACCAUGCUGGGUCUUAUGACAAUGGGUUCAGAGGAUGUUGGCCGGCUUCAACUUGGCCGUGAUGUGAUUGCCGACGAAGGUGUAAUCCAGCUGGCAAGAGACUUAGCAAAAUUUGGCGCACCUGGUUGGGGUCUUAGAGAGGCUGCCGGAGAAAAUGAGCGUGGUGACGUCGUUGUCAGUGUGGUUGGACGGGGCAUUGGAAAUGUUGGACGGAAGGUUGCUUGA